AUGAACAUCAUCAACACCCUUUUGCACCGAGUUGAGGCCUUCCGAGAAAAGAACUUAAAACGUUUCCAAAAUCAGUAUUUGAUUUUCUUCGUGGUGGCCACAUCGCAAUUACUAGAUUCCUCAAAUAUUACCGCAGUCGUGACAACGCUGUCCCAGAUUCAGGAAAAGUACGAUGCAACGUACCCGACUGCCAGCUGGGCCCUCAGUGCGUAUGCUCUGUGUUAUUCAAGCUUCAUCAUGAUCACAGGAAGGCUAGGAGAUAUAGUAGGUCACCAUAUCAUAUACACCACAGGUUUGUUUUUGCUGGCAAUCUUUCUUCUCGUCACUGCUGUUGCUGAGAACCUAUACGUCCUCAUUGUGUUUCGCGCUUUACAGGGAAUCGCCGCGGCAAUGACAAUUCCGUCCUCUUAUGCCAUUGUUGGCCAUACUUUUACCGGAAAGGCUUUGAACAUGGCACUGGCUGGAAUUACCGCAGUAACAACAAUGGGAGCCAGUUUUGGGUUCCUCGUUGGAGGGGCUUUCUACAGCACCUCAGUUGGCUAUAGAGGAGUCUUUUUCCUUUUCGCUGGUCUUGCCUUCUUGGCUUCAUUUCUUUCACUCCUGUGCGUGAAACAUACUCCGACUUCACCUGCAAAGUUAUCAAACCUGGACCACUACGGGGUCGCUGUCAUGCUUGGUGGUGCACUGUUAUUGGUCACUGGUCUGACCGAAGGUGGUAAUCGUUGGAAAUCUCCCAAGGCAUACGUUCCAAUAAUAGUUGGAGUUCUCAUGAUUGCGCUAUUUCUUCUGUGGGAAAAGCGUCUUUAUAGACAAUUUGCAUGGUCGCGAAACUCUGACUUGCUGAUUCCAGGCGAACUCUGGAGAAUUCCAAACUUCAUACCACUUAUCAUGAUCAUGGGACUGAACUUUGGUUCUAUGUUCACCCAAGCACUGGCCAAUGUUGAAAUAUAUCAGUAUGUAUCACAUCACUCAGCUAUCAUCUCUGCCUUACAAGCUUUCCCGAACCCGAUCACAAUUUUCUUUUGCACUUUCAUCGUUGGUGCAGUUUUUGGUAAAAUCCCUCCAAAGUAUUGCAUUUUUGUGGGUACCGCCUUGAACGUGGUUUCGGGAGUACUUUUGAGCAGACAAGGUGCCGAUACACACUCGUAUUGGAGAUUUGGUUUUAUGGGGUUGGUCGUUCUGGGUAUCGGUGUUGCAUUGACAUUAGUCAACACCUUGAACUCAUUGAUGGUGUCAUGUCCUCUAAGUUUGCAAGGUCUGUUAUCAGGUGCUGCCUUAACCUCAGCCCAAUUGUUCGUCGCUGCAUCUUCUGCUGCUAUGUCGUCAAUUGUUGGCGAUGUCACGAUUGGAGACUCCGUGGAGGAACAACAUAAGCUCUUGAAAAAGUAUCGCAAUGUGUAUUAUCUCUCGGUAGGGUUGGCAGGAGCUGCGUUUGUUGUGAACUUCUUUGUGAAAAAUGUGUCUGUGACCUCACCUGAGAAUAACAGUCAUAUUGUUGAGUCUGGAACGGAGACGAACGAGUUUGCUCCAGCCAAUUCUAAAACGGAAACAGCCAAUCAGGAGACUAAGUGUACCAAAACUAAUGGAACAGAUGAUUCCAUCCAUGAACAGGAACUGGAGAUCAAACGGGAUGCCUACUUGAAUAAGAUCGCUUAA
Messenger RNA from Kuraishia capsulata CBS 1993, 1656 nucleotides. RefSeq lists its product as uncharacterized. Gene Ontology annotation, biological process: transmembrane transport. The transcript has a single exon. Gene Ontology annotation, molecular function: transmembrane transporter activity. NCBI's taxonomy places the organism in Eukaryota, Fungi, Ascomycota, Pichiomycetes, Pichiales, Pichiaceae. The coding region runs from base 1 to 1656 and encodes 551 amino acids. Gene Ontology annotation, cellular component: membrane. The record is from RefSeq and is a predicted model, not a curated record.